GGGGAAGCAAGAUGGCGGCCAGGAGCCUGAAGGAUGCGGCGUGACUACGAUCUGCACUCAUCCACUGAGCGAUGCUUUUCAUCCCAACUUGAAUUGCCUAUACCAGGAGGGUGCAAUAUCUAAGUAUCUCAGUAAGGUGCAGCUAAAAGAACACCAUUACAAUGGCUCUCACUUUAUUUGAUAAUGAUGAAUACCGGCCUCCUGUGUGGAAAUCCUAUUUAUAUCAGCUGCAACAGGAAGCUCCCCAUCCUCGAAGAAUCACCUGUAUACGCGAGGUGGAAAACAGACCAAAGUAUUAUGGAAGAGAGUUUUAUGGUAUGAUUUCCAGAGAGGAAACUGACCAGCUGUUAAGUGUUGCAGAAGGAAGUUAUCUAAUUCGUGAAAGUCAGCGUCAACCUGGAACAUACACUUUGGCUUUAAGAUUUGGAAAUCAAACAAGAAACUUCAGGCUCUACUACGAUGGAAAACAUUUUGUCGGAGAGAAGAGAUUUGAGUCCAUUCAUGACUUAGUGACUGAUGGUUUAAUUACACUCUACAUCGAAACAAAGGCAGCUGAAUACAUUGCUAAGAUGACCAUAAACCCAAUUUAUGAACAUAUAGGAUACACAACUCUUAACAGAGAGCCAGCUCAUAAAAAACAAAUGCCAACACUGAAAGAGACACAUGAUGAGAGGGACUCGUCAGGAGAGGAUGGCACGUCAGAGAAAAGGUUAACAUCACUUGUAAGAAGAGCGACCUUAAAAGAAAAUGAACAGAUUCCAAAGUAUGAAAAAGUUCACAAUUUUAAGGUACACACAUUCAGGGGUCCUCACUGGUGUGAGUAUUGUGCAAACUUCAUGUGGGGACUCAUCGCUCAGGGUGUAAAAUGUGCAGAUUGUGGUUUGAAUGUUCACAAGCAGUGUUCCAAGAUGGUCCCUAAUGAUUGUAAGCCAGACUUAAAACAUGUCAAGAAAGUUUACAGUUGCGAUUUGACAACAUUAGUGAAAGCGCAUAAUACUAAAAGGCCGAUGGUAGUGGACAUGUGUGUAAGAGAACUGGAGUCCAGAGGUCUCCAAUCAGAAGGGUUGUACAGGGUAUCAGGUUUUACUGAUCUGAUUGAAGAUGCCAAAAUGGCCUUUGACAGAGAUGGUGAGAAGGCUGACAUUUCUGUGAAUGUGUAUGAAGAUAUAAAUAUUAUAACUGGUGCACUAAAACUGUACUUCAGGGAGUUGCCAAUUCCACUAAUCACAUAUGACGCUUAUCCCAAAUUCUUAGAAUCUGCAAAAGCACUGGAUGCUGAUUCUCAGUUAGAAACUCUUCAUGAUGCAUUAAAGUUGCUACCUCCAGCACACUGUGAAACACUACGAUAUCUCAUGACGCAUCUGAAAAGGGUGACUCUUCAUGAGAAAGAUAACUUAAUGAAUGCAGAGAAUCUUGGCAUUGUGUUUGGACCAACCCUUAUGCGUGCUCCAGAACAAGACCCCAUGGCAGCACUAAAUGACAUCCGUUACCAGAGACUUGUGGUGGAGAUGCUUAUCAAAAAUGAAGACAUUUUAUUUUGAAUUAGGAAACAAAUCAAAGGAAAAAUCAAUAGUGUUCAACAAAUGAAGGAUUGUUUUAUACCAGUUUAAGUGAAUAUUUUUAGCGGCCUCCUUAAUUUGUUAGCACUUUUUUGAACCUACAGGAAAAGAAAAAAAAUGAAGGAUUUUUUUCAGAUGAUGUAAAGACAGUAACUUUUACUAUUCUAAAUUAUUACUGCUCUAUGUUUACAGUAUAAUAAAAAUGUAAAUGAUUGCAUGAUGUUCUCCGUUUUUGUCGGGGAUUUACCUAAGGAAAUAUCAUUUUGCCAAGCUUCUUCCUUUCUAAACAAGUUGUGAGUGUAAUUCUGCAUGUUUCUUCUGGCGUACAGACGUUGUGACAGCUUUUAUGUUCUGCAUAAUGGGAUUCUAGUGAUAAUUUGCAUCUCUCAAACAGUUUCUAACAUCUGUAUCACUAAGUACCAUUUUCUUCUUUUAAUCUUUUUCUCGUUUUUUUUUUUUUUUGUAUCAUUUGGUUAAAUUUGUUUGGAACAAGGAAAAAGUGAGUUUUAAAUGUUUUAUUUGUGCAAUCUUGUAUGAUGGUUGCAGUUGAAUCUGCAAUAUUUUUUUUUUUAAUGAUUGUAUUUUCCAUCUGGCAUGCACAUAUUAAUUUAUUAAAUCUAGGUUUUAGAAAGCAA
Molecule: messenger RNA, 2194 nt
Organism: Bombina bombina (fire-bellied toad)
Lineage: Eukaryota; Metazoa; Chordata; Amphibia; Anura; Bombinatoridae
Gene: CHN1
Product: chimerin 1
Exons: 14
Coding region: 162-1541 (459 amino acids)
Biological process (GO): signal transduction; positive regulation of GTPase activity; regulation of small GTPase mediated signal transduction
Molecular function (GO): GTPase activator activity
Source: RefSeq, a predicted model, not a curated record